Messenger RNA from Ostrinia furnacalis (Asian corn borer), 4205 nucleotides. RefSeq lists its product as uncharacterized. The transcript is spliced from 2 exons. The coding region runs from base 519 to 4178 and encodes 1219 amino acids. The record is from RefSeq and is a predicted model, not a curated record. Lineage: Eukaryota; Metazoa; Arthropoda; Insecta; Lepidoptera; Crambidae.
CAUUUCUAUCGUGGUGAUAUUUAUUUCCACGUGUAAAUCCAACAGGUAGGUACAUCAUUAUAGAUGGGCACAUUCGAGAAAAUUGUGCUUAGUCACUUCAUAAAUGUUGCCAGCUCGAAAUAAUCAAAAGUAUUUUAUGAGUAAUUUAAACUGGUUAAUUUUUUCACCUUUCAAUAUUAGGGUAAGACUUAAAGCCCCUGUAUUUUGUAUCAGUGAAAGAAUAGCAGCAUAACGUAAUACCGAAUUAGGGUUUAAGAUUAUAAAACAAUCUCCUUUUUUUCGCUUGCAAUAUUUUCUCAAACCGAUUGCGCAGGUUCGAACUCCCUAGUUGCUCCCUAGUUUGAUUGCGCAUGUCCGCCCUCCUUAGCUCUCAUUGCCUGGAGUUAAAAAUCAAUACUAGAAAAUCUGGAAGCCUAGACAGACCUGUGAGCCAGACAUCUUGGAGCUGCAGUGCGGUCGAGCAAUCUGAUAGCUAUUCGAUACCAGCAAGAUAAAAAGUGCUAAUACUCUCCUGCAAAAUGAUUUCCAAUCGCCUGCAUCAAAUGGUACAUCCCUCAAACUACAGGCGCCCGACCAACAACCCCACCAUUGUUCGAUUCACCGCAAAGAACCUGCCAUCCCGCCAGCGUGAACUUAACGACCAAGUCAAUGAAGCAUUCGCCACAAACGUCCCAUUAGAAGAAAUCAGGCACCAAGAUGAAACAUCCGAUGUGGAUGUGUUUUUUAAAAUACACCUGGCUGCUAAACACAAGGAGGUAGAUUACAUAUUACAUAAUAUAUUCAAAUCAGGAGACGAGCUCUACAUAUCCAGAGUACUAAAAAAAUGCAAAUGGUUAUUUAAUGACAAAUACACAACCCUCAUUAACCCCGACUACAUGGAGAAAUACAUAUUCCCGGAUAUGUCAACGAGAAUGAUAAUUAAGUUCUUUAACGUAUUAUCAAAACAUAUUAAGAAUAGUGAUCGUGCUGAAGAUCGUGCUGAACACUUCUACGAGUACUGUUCAAAAUACCAUAUGAGACUUUCUGGAUAUAAACUUCUUUUAUUCACAUCAGAAUCAUUCAAGAUAGUAAUGAUGCGAGAAAAAUUACAUACUAGUAUUAGAUCAAACAACAGUAAAUACUGGCGAAAGUUUAUAGGUAAUUCUUUUGUAAUCUUUGAAGAGUUUUUACAGUUAAGAGCGUAUAAUAAAAAUGAGGUGAUUCGCAGUUGUAGUCACUUGUUCACUGUAUCAAGCGAACGGUUCUUAGAUUUGCUGGAGAGGCAUGUAAAUGUUCGGUCCGCAAAUCUUUUCAAGUUGGGCUUAAAAACUUCUACGGCAAUCGUAAAACACCACAAACAAAGAAUAAUGGCGAGACCUAACUUGUAUGCAAAUAUACUUAAUCUGGAUAGUCUGCUUAGGUAUAGUUUGCCUAACGACGUUGAACGAUACGGUUUAUACGUAUUACCCAGGCGUGUAAUAGAGUUUUGGAAUGAUGAACAUCACCAAAAGAGAUUUAGGAAGCUUAUUAGCAGUUUUCCUGAGAGGGAAAGAUUAGAUUAUGCCAAGAGAGUAUAUGCACUAAGAUACAAUGAAGAAUUUGAAAUGUCAAAUAAUUUCAUUGAUGCAAAGUAUUACAACCUAAUGACGCCGCAAGAAAGGGAAACUUGGGCACUGCGGAACUUAGCGAAUGCAUUUUUAGGUUUUGGCAAUGAUUACACUUGGUUUCAAUACACAAUGUUUGAUACAACAUUUACCGGAAUAACAAACUUGUUGCGACAAACUUUAGACCCGACGAGAUUAUUUCGUCUUUUUGAAGUUUUAGUAAAAGCUGCUAAAACUAAUCUUGAAAUUGAAAGAGUUUUGAAUCAUUAUUUUAUUUUUUAUGCAUAUUUUGACGUCGAUAUUAGAAAACCGGAUUUCCUACUCUUAGUUUUGAAUAAUCAAAACGUAUUUGAGUUCGAUGAAUUAUGUUGGAAUGCAUAUUAUAGAAUUGCCAGCACUAUUGAAGCUAACACGCCGGGGUGUAAAUUUAAAGUUGUUACAUUAUUAUAUAAGAUAGUAAAUGAUAAAGCUAUGACCAUAGACUUAGUUGAGUAUAUGGACGUUCACAUAGAAAUGAGCUCCCUUGAUAAAUACUUAAUGAAUUUUAAUGUGGAAACUACUCAAAAAAUAUAUGAUUACUUUCUUGAUUUCUAUAAAAUCAAAAUUCUUAGAUUUGACUCAAAUAGUAAUGAUAGGAAUUUGUUAAGAUACAUUAAGUUACUGAAAGACCUAAUAUCUGUAUUUAGUAAAACUAGGGCUGAUAUUCCUCAUGAUCUAUUACCAUACAUUGGUGAAUAUUUAGUUGAAGAAAAUGAGGAGCCAGUAAUGAUCAAUGAGCCAGUUUCGCAACUAAGUGAAAAGCAAUUACUGGAAUAUCUCAAAGUUGACGUAAGAAAGGUAAUUGAGAAAAUGCCACAGCUGAAAAAAUAUAUCGCUAGCAGCUGGGGCGUCAUAUUGAAGCGUUUCAUAAGCAAGGUAAAAAUAUACUUUUCAAAAGAUCUUGCCCAAGUAUUAUUGACUUGUUGUAUUAAUGUAGUCAAUGAAAAUUCAGCACUAGGUGUGUGCUCAGGAAUUGAUACCGCAGUAUAUGCAAUUUUUCAGUUGGCUGAUGAGUCUUUCAAAAUCAGGUUCUUCAUGAGGUACGCACCUGAUUCUGAAACAAUAAUACCUCAUAGAAAUAAAUCAAUAUUAUACUUGAAAAAGGCAAUAUGCCAAUUUGCAAGCUUCUCAAGGCCAACAUUUCACCAUAAUAAUAUCUUGAUGUACAUGAAGGGUGAUUAUAUGAAAUACUGCGUGCCUGUGAUUAACAGAUAUUGUACAACUCUGCCCAAUAAAUCGUGCUUUAGCUUUAUCAAAACUCUAAUAAAUUCACCUGUUGAAGAAAUUCAACAGCAUGGCAUAAGGUUAGCUUACAAUUUGAACUUAACUAAUACGAUGAAACUUGUGCUAGACAUUUGGAGAAACACGACUAAUACUUCCAUCAGAAAGAUUUUAUACAAGUCUGUAUUUGACAAGAUUGCUUAUGAACAAGUUGACGAUUUGUGCGAUUUCUUAAAAAUGUUAACAUCCGAAUUACGAGAUACGGAUGACGUAACAUGUUUGUCCGUAUUCUCGAAAAUUCACAAAUUGCCAUUAUACUUCAUAAGUGAAUAUACUGAUGUUCUUUGGAGAACUGUGAAAGGAUUCCAAGAUACUGAGCAAAAUCUAGCAACUAAAGCAGAGUUACUUAAACAAAUGGAUGAUAAAAUCCAUUGCAUACGUGUGGAAACUCUUGAGAGCAUUGUUACGGAACAUAUUAAUUCGUUCCCAUUUGCAAGAGUUGUACAGCUAAGGGGUAAAGAAAGAUAUUUUUAUCUAGCUCAAAGAGAUUUCGUAUUACACUACAUAGCAUAUCGUAGUGAGACUCACACGGAGCGUUCUGAAGGUAUUGCAAUAGCAAAAAUACUUUUAGGUGCGUACUUUAGGCACUGGAACGUUAGUGUCAAUUAUAGUUUUAUAGGCAGGAAAAUGUAUCAAGAAUUUAUUAGAGUUUUGAAUGCUCCCAGAUAUUUGCCAGAAGACGAUAAGCUGUUCGAUAUACUGCCACGUUGUAGUAGACCUGAUGCCAAUAUUUUCGUAAAUUGUUUGCCAUUAUUUGAGGCGAUUUUAACUGAUUUGGAGGCGACUUUUCCUUUGAACUUAGUUUAUAACCAAGUCUGGGACUUGCGCAUUAACAUUGCCAACAGGCAAGUAAUCAAUGAAAAUCUGACACUACGCCAAAGAGAUGUGAUGACUACAGCCGCUACCGAGUUCGGGAGACGCGUUGGGAAUACAAUAAGAGAAUCCGUUGAGAGUAAUACGUAUCAAUAUUAUUUUUCUAAAAACCUCUGUGAUGCACUUUACAAUGGUGUUCAAAAUAUUGAAAAAUAUCUUAGGGGCUCAGAGCUGCGAGAUGAUGUGGAUGACCCUGAUAUUAUAGUGUCACUGUGUAGUGGCAUAUUAGAAGUAAAUACAAAGGCAACUUGUCUGAUAGCCCUAAUUUUACUGCCUUUAAAUCCAACACGUGAUUUAGAUUUAUAUACAUCUGCGUACAGCACUAUUAGAGAAUAUCCCGACGUUGAUAUUCGGCGCCUUAUGCAUAGCAAGUUUCGUGUAGACGUGGAGCCAAUGGAAUAGUUAUGUUGCCCACUGUUAAUAUUGUUG